AUGGAUAUAAUUUGCUUAAUGACUGAAUUGAUCUUCCGUUUUCACCAAAUUCUUGCCACAGAUCUAGAAACAUUUAGUCGGCAUGCAAAACGUUCAACAGUAACUGUGGAUGAUGUCUUUUGUUUCGUCCGAAGAAAUCCUCAACUGUUACAACAUUUAACGGAUUACCACAAAAAUCAGAUUAGGAAUAGUAAACAAGAAUCUGAUUUGUCAAGCGAAACUUUCAAAACAAAACCAAAGCUUAAAGCUGCUAAGAAAAAAUCUAACUUAAAUAAGAUUGGCUUUAAUGAAACCAAUAAACCGGACGAAGCAGUGCAAACUUUAUAA
Messenger RNA from Schistosoma mattheei, 327 nucleotides. The record is from the annotation of a GenBank genome assembly. Lineage: Eukaryota; Metazoa; Platyhelminthes; Trematoda; Strigeidida; Schistosomatidae.